Molecule: messenger RNA, 1251 nt
Organism: Penicillium atrosanguineum
Lineage: Eukaryota; Fungi; Ascomycota; Eurotiomycetes; Eurotiales; Aspergillaceae
Product: succinate--CoA ligase subunit beta
Exons: 7
Coding region: 1-1251 (416 amino acids)
Biological process (GO): succinyl-CoA metabolic process; tricarboxylic acid cycle
Cellular component (GO): succinate-CoA ligase complex; mitochondrion
Molecular function (GO): succinate-CoA ligase (ADP-forming) activity; metal ion binding; ATP binding
Source: RefSeq, a predicted model, not a curated record
AUGAUUGGCCGACGCACACUCUCGCGUCUCUUCCAAGGGCAUCAUGGCCCUUUCAAGAUGCAAGUGCGACAUUUAAACCUUUUGGAGUAUCAGUCGCACAAACUGCUCCGAGAUUUCAAUAUACCUGUGCCCAAUGGACUUGUGGUCACCAGCGCGGAGGAGGCUCGUAAGGUAGUAUCGGAUAUCAGUGCACCAUCGGUUCUCAAGGCCCAAGUACUUGCUGGAGGACGAGGUAAAGGGAAAUAUGAUAGUGACGGAAAAGGAGGGGUUCGAAUUGUUACUUGGCCCAAGGAAGCAUACGAAAAUGCCUCUCAGAUGCUCGGGUAUCAUCUAACGACAAAGCAAACGCCACCCGGUGGCCUAUUCGUGAACAAGCUAUAUAUAUACAAAGCCGUUGAUGUCGCCGAUGAAUUCUAUCUUGCGCUAACGUUUGAUCGCGGCCGAGGCAUGCCAGUCCUCCUGAUUUCGGAUGUCGGAGGCACCAACAUCGAGUCUAACAUUGACAAACUGCAAAAGUUCUGGUUUCAUCUACCGACUGGCCUCACUACAGAGAUAAUAUCCUAUAUCCAAGCACAGCUCGGCUUCUCUGAUAAGGAGAUGGUCGUGGUGGACAAGAUUCUCCAUCAGAUGAUCAAACUUUUCCGAGAGAAAGAUGCGACGCUUCUUGAACUUAACCCUCUUGUUCGCACUCAUGAUGGAAAAUUUAUUUGUCUCGACGCUAAGUUCAGCUUUGAUAACGCGGCGAGGUUCCGACAAGAAGAACUCUUUAGUCUUGAAGAAAGGUCACCGGAGGAAGAAGUGGAGUACCAGGCUUCGAAGCUGGGUCUGUCUUAUGUUCGGCUAGAUGGCAAUAUCGGGAACAUCGUCAAUGGAGCCGGUCUUGCAAUGGCAACCAAUGAUUUGAUUAGUUUAUACGGUGGGAAGUGCGCUAAUUUCCUCGAUGUCGGUGGAGGGGCGACGAAACAGACAUUGAGCAAGGCUUUUGAGAUACUCAACAACGAUUCGCGGAUUAAGGGGAUUCUUGUGAAUAUUUAUGGCGGCAUUGUGCGCUGCGAUAUGAUCGCCGAGUCGAUCGUUGCGGCCGCCAAUGCAACAGGCGGCUUCAAGGUCCCAGUCGUAGUCCGCCUCCAGGGUACGAAUUGCCCACAGGCGCUGCAGCUAAUCGAAAAUUCGGGCUUGGAUAAUGUGAUAGUAGAUGCCGAUUUCGAAUCAGCAGCUCAGAUGAUUGUUGACCGGGUGGGCAACAUGUAA